AACGUCAAUUGUCAAUUAUUAACAUAACCUUAUAAUAAUUUAAGAAAUAUUUUUGAAAUUUCGAAUAUUUAAGAUACAAAAUGCGUUUAUUUUACGCAUUGUUAAGGAGGAAGAUGCCCAAUGGUAAUAUACAUACAGGAAAGCACAGGAUCUACAAAGAACCUAAAAUCGAGGAUGUCUUGAAAUUGAAGAAUGCAUUUGAAAUUGAAGAGAAAACAUGUUUUAUUUGAGGCAUUCUUAUCUAACGCCUGAACAAUCUUAUGGACAUGCUAAAGCUUUGGGUAAAAACGAAGAGAAUUUUAUUAAAACCAAAACCAAAGCUAAACCUUUUUAUGACAAAGUUACAUUAGAAUCCCGUUUAGGGCAUUUAAGAAUCAACGAAUCCUGGGAUUAAGAAAUCUUUUAUAAUCGUUCUAUACCAUGUGCUUAAAUCUGAAUAGUGUGUCGAUCUAGAGUACAAAAUUAAAAAUGAAAUAGGUCUAAACAGUAAUAAAGAUUUGUUCGAUGGUAAAUCCGUGCUUGAAUACUUAAAUCACACUAUUCAAAUUUAAAUAGUUAAUUUAUUAGGUAUGUUAGUGAAAAUAAAAAUUUAGAAAUA
This is a messenger RNA of Phyllotreta striolata, 598 nucleotides long. The record is from the annotation of a GenBank genome assembly. NCBI's taxonomy places the organism in Eukaryota, Metazoa, Arthropoda, Insecta, Coleoptera, Chrysomelidae.